Molecule: messenger RNA, 3434 nt
Organism: Rhizophagus irregularis DAOM 181602=DAOM 197198
Lineage: Eukaryota; Fungi; Glomeromycota; Glomeromycetes; Glomerales; Glomeraceae
Biological process (GO): transmembrane transport
Cellular component (GO): membrane
Molecular function (GO): ATP hydrolysis activity; ATP binding; ABC-type transporter activity
Source: RefSeq, a predicted model, not a curated record
GAUCAAACAUUUUCAAUAAAUAUUUUUUUUUUCACUUUUACAAUUAUUUAAUUAUUUUUUCUUUUUAUUACUGUUACCGCAUUCCUUUUAUAAUUUAGAAAUAGAAAUAAAAUUUUUGGCCAUUUGUUGAAUACAAACGGUUUAGAUUUUUAUUUAUUUAAUAGUAAAAUUUCCGUAAUGUUCUCUUUAAAUAAGUGCUGGCAUAGCCCAGCCAUUUUCAUUCUAAUUUGGUUAACUUGUGUUAUAAUGCCGAUAUGCUUGGCAUCAAGGCCAACACAAGAAGAAGCACAGAAAUUUGUAAAGGCUUUGCGUGCUAUUUAUUUCCCUCGGCCAAAUUCGUCUCUUGAAAUAAAAGACGAACCUAAACAACCAGAAUGCCCACCCUGUUUUAACUGUCACCUUCCUGUUUUUGAGUGUUCUCAUUUUACCAGCUGCAAUGAUUAUAAUGGGAAAUGCACGUGCCUACCUGGUUUUGGUGGAGAGGAUUGUUCUAAGCCUGUUUGCAAUUCUCUAGCCGACGGAACUAACCGUCGUCUGCGUGGAAAAGAUAAAGUGUGCGAAUGCUCUGAAGGCUGGGAAGGAAUCAAUUGCAAUGUUUGUAAAACUGAUUCCGCUUGCGAUCCGAUGGUGUCUACUAAACAGAAUGGCACAUGUUAUAAGGGAGGGUUGACCGUUUAUGAGAAUUUCCAAAUGUGUGACGUAAAAAAUAAGAAAAUUCUUGACAUGCUUCCUGAUCAACCUCCUCAAGUCACUUUUUCUUGUCACCGCAAGAAAGAGACUUGCGAUUUUCAAUUUUGGAUUAAUCAAACAGAAUCAUUUUACUGUCACUUGGAUGAGUGUUCUUUUGAUCAAGAAAUAACUCAGGAUCAAAAUAUAACUCAAUAUAAUUGUAAAAAUAUAAAAUGCAAAUGUAUGGCUGGGGAAAUGUUGUGCGGAAAGGAUGGUAGCAUUGAUCUAUCCGAGUGGUUAGUAGAAGAAAUUAAAGGUCCUGCAGAAUUUAAAUGUUAUAAUCCCAGUGACUGUCGAUUUUCUGAACCAAAUAUGAAUGCACUUAUUUUGUCAAUUUUUGGUGAUAAAUAUAUUUCCCUAGAUUGUAAAAGUGGUGAAUGUCUUCAUUAUAGCGAAGUUCCAGGGUUUGAAAGACCACGCCAACCAAACAAUACAAACAUGAUAAUAGUAUCUGUGUUUGCAGUGCUUACAUUUGUUGCUGGUAUUUUCGGAGCUGUAUUUUACUUGUCUCGUAAUUGGGUAACACCAUCGUCUAAUAUUUCUCUUCCUGAUGAUGAGAGUUCGCAUCUCAUGGCUAAUCAUAUACCAGCUGAAUUACUCUUCCAAGACAUCAGUUAUUACAUUGGUGAUAAACAAGUUCUCCACUCAAUUCAUGGAGUAGUGAAACCAGGAGAGGUCAUGGCCAUUAUGGGUGGAUCCGGAGCUGGUAAAACAACUUUCUUGGACAUUCUUGCACGAAAGAAUAAAGCUGGUAGAAUCAGAGGAAAAACGUUAGUUAACGGGCAUUUGGUAGAUGAUGAAACGUUCAAAAAUGUGGUUGGUUACGUAGAUCAAGAAGAUCAUCUUUUACCUACUUUGACUGUUUAUGAGACUAUUUUAUAUUCUGCACUGUUACGGCUUCCACGCGAAAUGAGUUUCGAAGCCAAAAAUUUUAGGGUUAUGGAAACUAUGAGUGAAUUAGGAAUAUUGAGAAUUAAAGACUCUAGGAUAGGUGAUGCUGGUGCGAGAUCAAUUUCUGGUGGAGAAAAACGUCGUGUUUCAAUUGCCUGUGAAUUAGUUACUUCUCCUUCGAUUUUAUUCCUUGAUGAACCAACUUCUGGAUUAGAUGCAUAUAAUGCAUAUAACGUAGUUGAAUGUCUUGUUACCCUUGCAAGAAAUUAUAAUCGUACGGUUAUUUGUACAAUUCACCAACCUAGAAGUAAUAUUUUUGCACUAUUUGAUCAGUUAGUGUUACUUGCUAAUGGUCAUAUGGUAUAUUCUGGGGAAGUAAGUAAAUGUCACACAUAUUUUGAAAGCAUAGGGCAUAAAUGUCCUCCUGGUUUCAAUAUUGCAGACUAUUUAGUCGAUUUAACCAUGUAUGCGGUUAAACCGCGCAAUUCUAGCGAAGAUCAAGACGAAGAUGAUGACUCAGAAAUUAUUGACGGGAUCUCCUCAGCUCGUCCGCCUCCAAUCUCUUCAGCCGAAAGACGUCCAAUGCUUAGAAAUCGUGUUUCUAUUCAUGAUAUUCAAGAUUCAGAAUUGUACAGGCCGCAAUCACGAUUAUCAGAUCAACAAGAGAAUAACGGUGUUUUUGAAUUAAAUAAUCGUGAUGUACAAAGUGAUGAUAGCAUUAACAUUAAUGUGCAUAGCGAUAGAAUGACUGAUCACUUGAAAAUGUUAGUUGAUGGGUACAAUAGAAGUAUGAUCUCUCUUGGCAUAAAGGAUGAAAUUGAUCGUGCUGAAAUGAAUGAACGACGUCAACCUCUAUUAGCUUCAAGUGGAGUAAAUACUACAAUUAGUUCUCAUCUUCGCGCCUCAUGGUUUACUCAGUUCCGUAUUCUAUCGGAUCGCACAUUUAAAAAUUUAUAUAGGAAUCCCAUGUUAAUGCUUACACAUUAUUGUAUUAGUGUUUACUUAGCACUUCUUUGCGGUUCAUUGUUUUAUAAGGUUACCAAUGAUAUUGCUGGGUUUCAAAAUCGAAUGGGUGUGUUAUUCUUUAUGUGUGCACUAUUCGGGUUUGGGUGCUUGAGUUCAUUACAUGUUUUUGCAGCGGAAAGAAUAUUAUUUGUAAAAGAACGAGCAAAUGGAUAUUAUGCUCCGAUUACAUAUUUUUCGUCGAAGGUUUUAUUUGAUAUUAUUCCAUUACGUGUAGUGCCUCCUAUCCUUAUGGGAGUUAUAAUAUAUCAUAUGGUAGGAUUAGUUGAUGGUACCGCAGAAUUUUUCAAAUUCUUGCUAGUUCUGGUUUUAUUCAAUCUCACUGCAGCAAGCAUAUGUCUAUGUAUCGGUAUUCUCUUUAAGGAAUUGGGAGUGGCAAGUUUAUUGAGCAGUUUAGUUAUGUUAUUCAGUAUGUUAUUUGGUGGUUUACUUUUAAAUAAGGAUUCAAUUCCAGAAUAUUUGUCUUGGUUAAAAGAUCUUUCAUUCUUUAAUUAUGCAUUUGAAGCAUUAAUUGUUAAUGAAGUAGUUUAUUUAACUUUAACUGAAGAAAAAUAUGGAUUACAAAUUGAUGUACCCGGAGCUACUAUUCUAUCAACAUUUGGAUUUGACGCAUCAGCAUAUUGGAUAGAUGUAGUAAAAUUGACCAUUAUGUUUAGUUCGUUUAUAGUACUUUCAUUUACCUGUUUACAACUUUUUGUAAAAGAAAAACGUUAAAUAAUUUUUUUUUAUUUAUAAUUCUCUUUAAAAUUACUUUUUAAUGCAUCAACCACCUGUAUAAUUUUAUAUAAUCA